AUGGCCUCCACAGUACAGCGGGGGCCCGGCGGCAGCGUGAUCUACAGGGCGGCCGAGCACCUGGAUAUACCGAAUUUGGACCUCCUCACAGCGCUCUUCGACUCGAAAUUGUGCGAAGCCGACGACCAGAUCAUCGUCUCCGCCGACGCCGCCGACCCGCAGCACAAGCACCUGACCAGAGGCCGCACGAGGGAGCUAACCACACAGCUCGCACACGCCCUGAGACAUACCUACGGCAUCGGGCGGCAAGGACGCAGCAAGGACGUCGUCCUCGUCAUGGCCCUAGGUCACUACAUGCUACCGACACUCUUCUACUCGACCGUCGCCGCGGGCGGGAUCUACAGCGCCCCCAGCCCUUCGUCAACGGCGAGCGAGCUGGCAUACCUGGUGGGGCUGGUCGAGCCCACGGUGAUUAUAUGCGACGAGAACACGCAGGCCGUGACGGAGGAGGCGGUGCGCAAGCUCAAGUUCCCCACGGAGCGCUUGCUGGUCCUGGGCGGCGACCCAGGGCUUGAACUGAAGGUGCAGGGGAGCGGGAGGAGGCUGGAGCUAUCGCCUUCCAGGACGCUGCGGUGGGAGCGCAUCUCCGAUCCGAAGGAAUUGGAAAACACCGUCAUCUGUAUCUUGUUCUCCAGCGGGACGACCGGCCUGCCCAAGGGUGUCAAGCUGAGCCAUUCGAUGUUGUUUUCUGAGGCGUAUGUAAAUAUGGAGCCGGCCAAAGAGUGGGUGGCACGCGAACAGCCGGGACUCAAAUAUAUCACGCUGGCACACCUGCCAGCCGCGCACAUCGCAGGUGUCCAGGGGUACCUGGUUAACGUCCUGUACCGCGGUGGCACGAUCUAUUGGAUGCCGAAGUUCGACUUCCCAAAGUUCAUCGAGUACAUGAAGCGGUAUAAGAUCACGAAUUUCUUCAGCGUCCCGCCGAUCUACCUCGCUCUUGCGAAACACCCUGGUAUCACGGACCAGUUCGACACGAUUGAUCACGCAUUUAGUGGAGCUGCGCCCUUGGGCUUACAGAUCCAAAUCGAGGCGGCGAAGAAGAUGGGCAAGGGACAGGCAAGGUUGACGCAGGUCUGGGGGUUGACCGAGACGACUGGUGCUAUCACUGCUAUGCCGCCUGGCCAGACCGAAAUGACCGGGAGUGUCAGCCCGCUCGUCGCAAACCAUGAGGCGCGAAUCGUGGAUGACGAAGGAAAGGACGUCGAGCCCGGUGAGAGGGGCGAGAUAUGGGUCAGGGGGCCCGUAGUAACGAAAGGGUAUUGGAGGAACGCGAAAGCGGAUGCCGAGAGCUUUGUUGAUGGGUGGUUCUGCACGGGCGACAUUGGUUUGUUCAAGGAUGGCAUGUUCUAUAUCGUCGACCGGAAGAAGGAACUCAUCAAGUACAAGGGUAUGCAGGUCGCCCCAGCAGAGCUUGAGGCCACGCUUCUGUCACAUCCGAAGAUUGUAGAUGCAGCCGUGAUUGGAGUCGAGAAAGACGGUACCGAGGUGCCACGGGCAUAUGUGGUGCCGGGCUCUAAGGAUCUCACAAGCGAUCAGAUCGCCGCUUGGGUGGACGAGAAGGUCGCGAACCACAAGAAGCUGCGAGGUGGCGUCGUGCUGGUAGAUGCUAUCCCCAAGAGUCCUGCGGGCAAGAUAUUGCGCAAGAUUCUACGUGAUAAGGCGAAGGCCGAGAAGCCGUUAGCUAGGCUAAAGCAGCCAACUGGUGACUCCCAAUCGACAAUCGCAGGGUAUGAAUUGUACCGGAUUAGCUCAUCUGAGAAGAAUCGUAAAUACGGCGAUGUCGGUCAAGGCGCAGGAGACUGGGUGUCCAAGCAAGAGAGACUCAACGCGUUCACCGUUGAUCAGAAUCGGACGUCGAAGCUCGUGCCGCUGACGGACGCCACGUGCCCCGUAUAUGCACACCUGCGAUGCAGUAGCAGAUGGAAGAUGGACGGUCACACAGCAGUCGCAGAGGUGACAUCUGCAGAGACCGGCUUGAAGCUUCUGUACUGUACCCUCUGGGUGGUCAGCCCUGGAACGCCUGCCGACGAGGUGUCGUCCCAGGUUGAUGAGGUGUCGCCUAUUUCCGCACACAACGUCUUGGAGCCACCAGUGAGCUGGAUCUGUUGCUUGAGCAAACAUCUGGAGGAAGCCCUCUGA
This is a messenger RNA of Diaporthe amygdali, 2139 nucleotides long. RefSeq lists its product as uncharacterized. Gene Ontology annotation, molecular function: CoA-ligase activity. NCBI's taxonomy places the organism in Eukaryota, Fungi, Ascomycota, Sordariomycetes, Diaporthales, Diaporthaceae. The record is from RefSeq and is a predicted model, not a curated record. The transcript is spliced from 7 exons. Gene Ontology annotation, biological process: secondary metabolic process. Bases 1 to 2139 code for a protein of 712 amino acids.